GGAACCCGCCAAAUGGAGGACUGGAGGUAGUAUCCGGAAAAACACGUGUAUCACUGCAGAGGAUGUCUCGUUUUGUUCCUCUCUCUGAAAUGCAAGAAGAUGAACAGAACGAGGAGGAGACAACAAUACAAGAGAAAGUGAUAGCUUUAAUUAAUGAAGCUCAACUAGUGAACUCCAAUGACAAGAAACUAGUCUGUCUCAAUCAGGUUCGGGAGUUAAUAGUUAACAAGGAUCCCUCGUUACUGGACAGUUUCUUUGAAGAAGUAGCAGCGUUUCAACAAGACAGGUCCGUGGACGUGAGAAAAUUUGUAAUAGCGUUUAUUGAGACAGCAUGUAAGAAGGAUUGCCAUUACCUAAUGCGUUCGAUACAGAUAAUACGUUACAUUAUGAACGACUCAAACGUAACGACAGAGAAGAGAUCCAUCAGCUGCUUCAUUCAGCUUUACCGCCUCUCCCUUCAAUAUUUAGUGAAAAUGAAAACGGCCAAAAAGGAGGAGCUUGACAUGUGGGAGAUACUCAAAGAAGUCAAGUUGGACAUUUGUUCGAAAUUACAUGGGGAAAACGACGGAUUGAGGACUAUGGUAAUCAAAUUCAUAGAGACUGUCAUUAUACUGCAAACAAAGAAAGAGCCGCUUUCUGAGCCCCCCAGAGCUGUAGAGCUGGAAUUCUCCUUAGACAUGGUCCCAUUGUCCCAUCCAAUACUAAAGCAGUCAGAGUUACGUGAAGAGUCGGGUAUACUGUUAGUACAGCUGCUGGAGCUGACAGGGUUUCCUAGCAUAUCAAGUGUUAAUUUGAUGACGUGUAUCAGCAGUUUGUGUGCCAUUGGUCGUCAGAGACCAUUGCAUAUAACAACCGUCAUACAGACCUUUGAAGUAUUACAAGCUAAUCUUCCUCCUUCUUUCACCAGUUCACAGAUCAGCAGUGUCACUAAGCACUUGAAGAGUCAGCUGCUUGGUGUCUUACGUCAGCCUGGCUCACUCGAGUGUCGUCCACAAAUUGUUACAUUACUGACUGUACUUGGUGCUCCACAGUCAGAGAUUUCUAAAAAUACUCCAAAAGAUGUCAGCCUGGCCAGCAAACGUACAAGAAGUGAUAAUGAAGGACUUCACUCAAAGAAAGCUAAGCUUGAUGAGUCAGAAGAAGGGGAGGAGUUUAGUUCCCGUGGCAACAUAUUAAUGGAAGCCAUUGAAUUGACAACUGCCGAUCUGAAGCCUCUGCUGACAGUGGAGUCCGUGGUUGAGCUAGUCAUGCUAAGUAUGAGUAACCUGCCACGCCUUCUCCCUAGAAGCUUCAGUCAUUCCUUCACUCCAAUUGCAGCUGCCGGGAACGACGCUCAGGUGACCCAGUUGGCUCGUUUGUUGGCAUCUCAAAUGACAGCAGCUGGUAUUGGUAUUGGUGCUCAGACUAAAGGACUCAAACCCUCCCGGAAAGGGGAACGUCCUGUUGUGUCUGACCCUCGUAGUGGCAUACGUGAGCCGACGCCCGAGGAGGAAAGGGAGAGGGAGAUCCUGGAGAGAGAGAGACUGGGUAAAGACAAACAAGUGGAACAAGAUGAAACAGAUCCUGCUGAUUUAGCCAAGAGUCUUGCUGAGCUAUCAUAUUUAGGUUCUUUGCUUGGCCUGCCUGAUAUAAGGGACCCUCAGUUUCCACUGGCGUAUUCCGCAUUCUUUGGUACCGAGCCAAUGGAAGUCCUUCCAACUGCCUCUACUGGUGAAUCAUCUCAUAGCAACUUAAUUGUUAUUAAAAAAGAAAAUGAUGAUACCACAUCGCCAAAAGAGGACGACUCAAAAUGGCGUCAGUCUCUUGCCGUUCCACAGAAACUGAAGAAGAUAAGGGCCUUUGACCUCUCGUCGAUAGUGAAGCCACUGCCAAUGAAUGAGCAGGAAAGACUCAGCGUGGCUGCCUUUAAAAGAAUACUAGCAACUGAAACUGGUGGAUCAAGCACUGUAUUAUCUCAGGCUCGUACUAAACUUGUUAUUCAUCUGGUCACACAGUUUGGUGGUGAAUUUAAUAAAGCUCUUCUUGUUUUCAUUCUUGAGGAUCUUCGCUCUCAUUUUGAUCUCGCCUUGUCUUGGCUCUAUGCCGAGUAUUGUAUCGAAGAGCAGCUUUUAACCACACCCACUUCAGGAACCUGUCAGUAUGAGAACUGUCUGAUUGGGUUAAUGAGUGGAGCAAGAGACAAACUGGAUAAUAGAGACAGACUAUUCACUCGUUUAGUACUAGAAGCUCCUAAAAUCACGCCCAAUGCAUUGUCAAUAAUUAAAUCAUAUUGUAGAGACGAGGAAAGAGCGUUUCUUGGUAUCACCACUCUACGUGAUCUGAUACUUAAGAAGCCUCAGGGAUCUGGGGAUUUCAUAGAAGCACUUCUCGACAUCACAACCAGUGAUUUGGAGAUGGCUCGCCUUCAGUCACUUCAUAUAGUGAAGAGGUUUUACUCAAGACCGAGUCUUUCCAUGAGGAUAGAAAAAUACUCUAUCAGGUCAUUGCAGAAAUUGCUAUCUGAUCAUCCCUCCUUUCAGAGCGACACUGAACUUGAGGUGGCGUCUGAAUGGACUGAAGAAUCUAUUAAGAUUUGUUCUGGCCUCUUCCUUUCUCUUUUACCAAUUAACACGAAAUUAUUGAAAGAAUUAGCCAUUGUCUAUACUAACACAAUACCAACUGUUAAGAGAAUAAUGCUCAAACUCAUUGAUCAACCAGUUCGCUCGAUUGGUAUGAAUUCUCCAGAACUGUUAGAAUUGGUUGAGAAGUGUCCGGUGGGAGCUGAGACUCUAAUUAUGAGGAUAUUGUAUAUUCUGACAGAGAAAGCAAUGCCUUCAUCUGAAUUGGUAAAGCAUGUGAGAGAGUUGCAUAAACGGAAUUCAAACGACGUUCGAUUCUUAAUUCCUGUUCUUCAUGGCUUGCAAAAGUCUGAAGUGAUAGCUGCCCUACCCGAGUUCAUUAGACUCAGUCCUAAUGUCACCAAAGGAGUUUUUGACAGACUCCUAACAUCAUCAAAAGGUGAGAGUAACAUUAGUAUGAGUCCAAUAUCGCCUUCGGAGUUAUUGAUUGCACUACAUAAUAUUGACUGUAGGGGAGACGAUAAUCUGAUGAAAGCUGUAAUAAGAGCUACUGGCCUGUGUUUUGCUGAAAAGGGAGUCUACACUCAAGAGGUACUGGCAGUAGUAUUGCAGCAGCUAGUUGAUCAGACUCCUAUACCAAUACUAUUCAUGAGAACUGUCUUGCAGAGUUUAAGUCUCUGCCCAAGACUAGCUAACUUCAUCCUAACAAUCCUUACUAAACUGAUCAGCAAGCAGGUUUGGAAGCAGUCUAAAGUAUGGCAGGGUUUCAUAAAGUGCUGUGAGAGCUUAAAGCCACACUCUUUCCAAGUGAUCUUGCAAUUGCCUCCGCAACAGAUGGAGGAGAUUUUGAAGAGUAGCCAGUCUCUACGUCAUCCUUUUGCUGCUCACAUUAAAGAAUUAGCUCAAAGAGGAUCUGUCCCCAAAUCUGCCCUUCAAAUUAUGGAACGAUUGACCAGCUCAUAAAUGUGAAUUGUCUGUGACAUUUUUUAAUUACAAAAAAACGAAAUAAAUAA
Molecule: messenger RNA, 3571 nt
Organism: Amphimedon queenslandica
Lineage: Eukaryota; Metazoa; Porifera; Demospongiae; Haplosclerida; Niphatidae
Product: symplekin-like
Exons: 40
Coding region: 63-3521 (1152 amino acids)
Cellular component (GO): mRNA cleavage and polyadenylation specificity factor complex
Source: RefSeq, a predicted model, not a curated record